This is a messenger RNA of Spirometra erinaceieuropaei, 3074 nucleotides long. The record is from the annotation of a GenBank genome assembly. Lineage: Eukaryota; Metazoa; Platyhelminthes; Cestoda; Diphyllobothriidea; Diphyllobothriidae.
AUGGGUGUCAACCGCGAUUUCUUUCACCGGAUGAUAACACGGAAGUUAUAUGCAGUGACCGUAAGUCAAUCGCUAAAAAUGUCCACGUAAAAAUAAAGUUCACGAAGUUUUUAUUUAGUUAGACGUUUGAAAAUACCCGUGCUUACUAUAUUUCGAGUAAGAGAUCAUUUUACCUACAUCGUCUGAUCCGUAUGAUAGUUAUUAAUCGAAAACAACAGAAAAUCAUAUCAGUUUCUAAUUAGGUAGAAUUUUGCAAAACCAUUUAAUGUUACUUGUGAAAUUUAAGGGGGUUCCCAACAUCCACGAAGGUCUAAAACAAAUUAGAAUUUUAUUAACGAAUCGAAAACGACCUUAAAAUCUAAAUAGUAAACGGAUUGCUAUGUUGAUUAAAGGUACAACGGACAUGCUGUAAAAACCGAUCUAAUCGAUCUAAGAAUGUCAAACUGAAGUAAUCUGACACGGUAUUACGCGAAAAUGACGACGGACGAAUUCACACAUUAAGAAAUAUAGUCUCAUGCUGCGGUUUCGUCGGAUCGAAUCAUUGUUAGUUAUCCUACUAGACGGACUAAGACCUGAUUUAUUAUCCAAUUGAUUUGCUCCCUCACCGGAUGUCUACACCGGAUUGUUGGUCCAAAAAAUAUCUCCCAAACACUGUUCUGUUGACAUGUUCGAAAGUAUAAGCAAAGCGAUCAAAAGCUCUGAUGCUAAAGGAUCAGUCACACUGGCUCGUCAAAACAAUAACAAUAACAAAUAAGUGAAAAUUGUGAUGACGUGCAAAAAUAUUGCAUUUUAUAGAUUACGAAAAAUCGUUGAAUUAAGUAGAUUUUUAAAGUUAUGAUUGGUACCGCUGGUUGCCGCAAUAAAAUCAGUUUGAACCUCCAUAAUAUUAAGAACAGAUUUUCUGCGAAGUCGACAAAACCGUUCAAUUUAGAGCUACUUUACUAAGAAUGGUUGUAGUUUUCAGAGUUAUAAACUAAAGUGGUCUCACCUUACGAGUGAUAAACGCUGGGGAAAUUAUAAGUCAUCUGUUUAAAAAACUCUAUACGAAAUACCCCGCGGUUUUCAUUGCUGCAUAGCCACUGUUAAUUUUUAAACGUUGAUUUACUCUAAGAAUGACUUGAAAGCUCUUGAAACAUCAUUAGUAGUGCCCACCGCUGGCAUCACAAAAGUUAACUUGGUAGACGUAGAAUAAUAUUUUGCUUUUUUUAAGUUAGCUUGUCUAAGAAUACUCCUAAGAACUGAACGCAAACAUAAACGAGAUUUCUUUAGCAAAUCAGUGUUUUUAAGCUGCAUUUAUAAAAAACUUUGUCUGAGCAUCAAUUCAAAAAUGACUGGAAGCCAGUCUUCAUAUGACGUUUGAUCAUAUGCGCCGACAAUGACUGUUUUCGACUAUGUUUUUGGACGCAUUUUGUUUUUUAAUCAUAUGACUGCGUCUUUUAUAUCCUCUUGAUUUUUUAUCCGCUGAAAUAUAUUUUUGGAAGAAAGGACGAUAAAAGCGUCAUUCUUAAUCUUCUUGGAGAAUUAUGGUGUUUUGCGCUAAGGAUUAAUUAUGCGCAGCUAAUUUACAUUGAAGAGGCUGAAUGGGAUCUCUAAUUUCUUUUUCAAAGUAAACUGGCUUUGACUAAAGAUCUUCUCUAUGCCCUUUCAGCAGAUAAUCUGCUCAUUCCGCACUUUACGUACUUUGGUCAAAUUUGCAUUUUUCUCAUUAGGAAAAACUUCUGAAAAUGAAAAAUGUCGUGCAUAAACAGGAAAUCAAGGGAGGACUUCUAUACUGUUACUUUCUAACAUAAUUUGGCAGAAUGUAAUUCAGUAUCGGAUUCUUUCAUCAUCUUGAGUACAUUUUAAUUUAUUUUACCGGUGAACAUAAAGCGUUUGAGCAUACAUUUCACAAGAACUAGAAAGUUGAUUUUAUCUGUCCUAGACUUCAAAAGUGAAUAACGCAUCUAUUUGUCACAGCGGGAAAAUUCUUAAAUCAGUCAGUUGACUUCAGAAUUGGAGCACUAGACCAGCCAGGUUUUCACCUAACACAUGCUGCCAUUGCGUAACUAACUUUGUACCAGUAAAGAACAUCUCGUUCGUAACCCGUUUGCACAAUGAUGACUAUUUUAUGACCAGACUCGAAGGUCCAGCCAUAUAACAACAACUAAGUAAAUGUUGUCGGGUGUUAGUCUUUUAUUACCUAAUCAGGUAGCAGCUUUAGUAUGUGCUAGCAAUCAUGGAUUCGCUGGCAGAUAAUAUGACCAAAGACGGUUUUCGCGGACUUGUGAGAAUCAGCAUAACCACCCUAAAGGAUUAAGCUAUUUUCGACAGUUUUCAAACGAUUUUUAAGGAUGAAAGUAGCAUGUUGUCAGAAUAACCAAAAUUUUCAAAAUCGUGCUUGACUUUUAAUAUCAGUCUACUACGAAUUUUCAAGCCGGCAUUUUGUAUUUUGACCUUUUACUGACCAAUGCCUUAAUCAUUUUAAAAAUGAAGCUGUUUGGCGAACAAAAAACGAUCACUAUUUUGUAUCUUCUGCCAUAUUUCUCGAUGGUGAUGAUGUGUGUGUGCGCUUUAACUGCAUCUUUUUUAUGCUACAGCAUAAUUUACCUCGGUUUUUAUUUAGAUGAUCUGCUUUACUGUCCCUCUAAUCAUGUUAAUAUAUCGUGCCAUCAGGAUCAACUCAUCAAAAUAUGGUUUGUUACCAUUGUCGAACCGAAAACAGAGUUAUGCUCAUCAGAAAGUGAAAACAGUCCAAGAGGGUAAGUUUUGUUUAAUGAAAACUUUUUUUGAAAAUCUGUUGUUUCGUUUUUUAAUGCGGCUGAGUGCUCAGAACAUUUGAAAGAAACACGUACUUUUGGUCAACUUUGAAACGCCGUUAUUGUUAAAAAUAUUUAUGCAACUGUUUGGAUUUUUUAAUCUUAAGAAAAGUGAAAAACCCCUCAAAUAUUUCAGAAAGGGGCUCUAAAUUCCAUUGACGCGAUAUAUUAAUUGAGGCUAUAAAUCUUAUCAGAAUUUGGUAACCCUCGACCUUUGUAAAUUUCUACCAAGGUUGCCAACAGAAUGCAUUUACAAUGCAUCACAAGAAGAUAAAUUAA